This is a messenger RNA of Megalops cyprinoides (Indo-Pacific tarpon), 540 nucleotides long. RefSeq names its product parathyroid hormone-related protein-like. Lineage: Eukaryota; Metazoa; Chordata; Actinopteri; Elopiformes; Megalopidae. Bases 1 to 540 code for a protein of 179 amino acids. The transcript has 2 exons. Gene Ontology annotation, biological process: osteoblast development; bone mineralization; adenylate cyclase-activating G protein-coupled receptor signaling pathway. Gene Ontology annotation, molecular function: peptide hormone receptor binding; hormone activity. Gene Ontology annotation, cellular component: extracellular region. The record is from RefSeq and is a predicted model, not a curated record.
AUGUCGUGUUCCAGAAGACUGAUUCAUUGGUGGAGUUUUGCUGUGUUCUUGCUCUGCGCCCCUGCAGUUCACUACGGGAGACACGCUGAAGCUCUCAGCACCAGAAUGAAGAGGACGGUGACCCACGCGCAGCUGAUGCACGACAGGGGCCGGGUUCUGCAGGACCUGAAGCGUCGCAUGUGGCUGCAGCAGCUCCUGGAGGAGCUCCACACAGCGGAGACCCGCGACGCGCUAGGGUGGGGGAGCGGGGGCGUCUACACCGGCGGGGUGGAUGACGGCAGCACCCUCCGCCCAAAACCCACCAUGGGCGGUGCCAAGAACUACCUUGCGUGGAGCCAGGUGGAUGAAGAGGAGGGCGCCGCCCUGUCCCAGGAGACCCGAAAGGACCCGCCGCUCAAAGCCGCCAACAAGAGAAAGAGGAAGAGGAAAGGGAGGACUGGGAGGCGCCGGCUGCGUGAGCAGAGGAAGAGGACGGCGCGGUCACUCAAGCAGGACCCCGGGAGGUUGCCCUGUCCACGCCUGCACAGAACACUGCUGUAG